AUGAAUUAUUAUCAAAAUUUAAAUGAAAAUAAUCAAUUUAAAUAUAAACCAAAUUAUAAUUAUAAUAAUAAUAAUAAUAAAUAUAUAAAUAAUAAUUAUAAAAAUAAUAAUAAUAAUUUAUUAUUAAAAAUAAUGAAAAAAAUUAAAAUUAAAAUUUUAAAUUUAAUUGAAUUUUUAAAAUUUAAUUUUAAAAAAACCAAUUUUAAAAUAAUAUUUAAACAAAUUGGGAUUCAAUUAUUAUUUAUGUGUUUAUUAUUUGGAAUUAUUGCACCAAUUUCAAUUUUACUUUAUAAUAAUUCACCAUCAAAAUAUUUAGGUAAUAAAAUCCAAUUUUCAAGUGAAGAUAUUUAUUCACCAAUUGAAAAUAAUAUUUCAAUUUAUGAUAGAAAAGAAUUUCCACAACAAUGGUCACAAGUUAAUAUUUUAUUAGACCCACAUUCACAUACAACUUAUUCCGAUGGAACAUUAACACCUGAGGAGAAUAUAAAAUGGCAUAUUUCCAAUGGUUUCAAUGCAAUGUUUAUGACCGAUCAUAAUAAAAUCGAAGGUGGGUUAGAGGGACAGCGAAUCGCCCAAAAGAAAUACUCUUCAAAGAUAUUGGUGGUGCCAGGUAUCGAAUGGACAAAUUGCAGAUGUCAUUUAAAUUUAAUUGGUAUCAAUGUGAAUGUACCCUUAAUUAAAUUCCCAACAAAUAAAGAAAUUAAGGAAAUAAUUGAUUUCGUUCAUUCCCAAGGUGGGUUAGUUAUAUUGAAUCAUUAUCCAUGGAGUUACUGGGCAGGUUUAGACCAACCCUCAAUGGAAGAAUGGUAUGAAAUGGGCAUUGACUUCCUCGAGGUUGUAAAUAUUGACACUAUGGACUACCAAGGUAUAGUAUUUUGUAAAGACCAUGACCUUCGUUAUGUGACAGGUUCUGAUUUCCAUAGUAAUCAACAUGCUUACUCUUGGACAGUUUUCAAUAUACCUCAAUUACCACAUGGUUCAAUCCCAACUCAAGAUCAAUUAAUUAAAACAUUAUUAGAUAAAUCAACUAAAACUUCAUUUGCAUUCGAUUCACUUGCUAGUAAAACAGUUUCAGUUAAAUCAAAUAAAUUAACACUUAAUCCAACCUUCAUUUUCUUAUCACCUUGGAUUUAUAUAGGUGGUUUCUUUCAUAGUUUUUUCGAAUUAAAAAAAGGAAUGUAUAGUUUUGUAGAUGGUAGUUGUACUGAACAAAUUGUUGAUAUUCAUACCAAUGAAUUAGUUUCAUUAGUAGCUUGGAUUUUCUUUAUUUUUAUAAUUGCCCAAUUAUUAUAUUUCACUUUAAUUUUCACUUUAAAUUAUUUAAAAUCAAAAUUUAAAAAUAAAUCAAAAGAAUCAACAACAAUAAAUAAAGAAGAUUUUGAAAAAGAAAAAGAAACUGAAAUAGAAAAUGAAAAACAAUCAUCAAUUAAUUUAGAUGACAAUUGUGACAAUUGUGAAAGUAGUGGUAGCAGUAGUAAUUCUUCUGAUAUUAUAUCAGAUAAUAGUUCAAUAAGUAGUAACGAUUAA
Molecule: messenger RNA, 1527 nt
Organism: Dictyostelium discoideum AX4
Lineage: Eukaryota; Evosea; Eumycetozoa; Dictyosteliales; Dictyosteliaceae
Exons: 1
Coding region: 1-1527 (508 amino acids)
Molecular function (GO): catalytic activity
Source: RefSeq, a predicted model, not a curated record